This is a messenger RNA of Lytechinus variegatus (green sea urchin), 1568 nucleotides long. Its product is annotated as protein rolling stone-like. Gene Ontology annotation, cellular component: membrane. The transcript has 3 exons. NCBI's taxonomy places the organism in Eukaryota, Metazoa, Echinodermata, Echinoidea, Temnopleuroida, Toxopneustidae. The record is from RefSeq and is a predicted model, not a curated record. Bases 408 to 1268 code for a protein of 286 amino acids.
UAUAUCGUCAAACCAUGGAGCAACUCAGCUCUAUGAUGGUCAAACUGUACUUGUACUAUUGUCGCUUUCUAUCGAAGCCUUCACCUCAUUCAACUUAAAAUCAUUAAACCGUACGAUCUCACAAUUGUAAUCGCUACCCGCGCACCUCCUCAUACAACAAAUGAAACAUAAUAAGGCAUUUUACUUUUUGUGAGUCAGAAAGAGACAGCGGGCAUGACGAGAACGUCAACGUUUGGACACCAUAUUUUUAUGCAGUCUGGAGAAAUAAACUUGCCUGUUUGUGGAUUGUAACUCAACUUGAGGUUGAUUAAAACAUUUGAGUCUAAAUUAUCUAAUAACUUGCAAAACUUGGAAGUUAACUCAGAGAGCAAACACUGACUACAUUGUAAGUACAACAUACACUGAAAAUGUCAUCGGCUAAUCGAGGUUGUAGAUGUUCACGACCGAAAUGCUCCGAUUUUGGCUUCGGAGGCGCCUCACCGUCCAUGUUUGUCACAGCCCAGUGUCCGAUGCAUUAUGGUGUAUACCUUGCCUACCGUCUGCUCAUCACCCUCUAUAUGUUUGGAUAUUUCCUGUAUGUCUUCAUCGUGUCCGUUCGACCUGGUGGCAUCUACGGAGGAUACUUCUUCAUUUACCUGACUAACUGGGGAUAUAUUCUCAUGCUUGUCUAUCUGUUUUGUGCUUUAUGGAACAUCAUCGUAUAUGCCGCCAUCAUGAAACCAGCAGGGUGGACAACCGGCGAUGACAUCCCUUGGUAUUUCUUUCACCGUGGCCAGUGGUUUUUAUUCAACACUUACGCCUCAGUCGCCAUUCUGCUCUCACUGCUUUACUGGGGCGCCCUCUACACUCCUGGAACGGUCGAUAUUUAUUACGAUAUCAACUUCCAUUUCCUCAACGGGUUCAUCGCCCUGUUCGAGAUCUUCUUCUCAGCGAUGGUCAUCCACAUUCUCCACUUCGUAUACCCUUUCAUGUUUGCCGUCGCUUACAUUGUCUUUGUGGCGAUAUACCAUGGGGCAAUGGGUACGGACGAGGAGGGAAACCCCUACAUCUAUCCCAUCCUCGACUUCGGGCAGGCCCCAGCUCUCUCGGCAGGACUCUGUGUCGGGGCCAUUGUUGGCGUCGUCCUUGUUCAUAUAUUGAUCGUUUGGGGUUUCCAUAAGCUGAAAAUCUUGAUAUUUGAUUCUUGCUGCCCAUCAUGUUUCCCUGAUGAAGAUACUAGGGAGGAUGGAAACGAAGCCCAUGAACUGAAAGCUGAUGCCGCUGUUUAAACGGAUAAACCAGGCAAACACCUCCUGUCAUGCUAUACAAGAUAUCGCUAUUUUUGGAUGGUCCUAGCAAUUCCCUUAAGUUUGGGCAUAACACGUGUUCGUCAAAAAGGGUGAAUUUUAAGUCGUUCCACUAGCUUUGUUUUAAAUUUCUGGAGGCAUGUGAAUGUGCAGCAUGCCCAUAUCAAAACCAAAAUUGCACUCUAAAAAUAUUGGGUAAAAGUGCUCCAUGCAUGAGGGUAGUUAUGUGUCCAACCAACAUGGAGCAUUUCUUUUGGGCAUUUUCAUUUUUCAUGAUGGAAA